Thalassophryne amazonica is the source of this 4522-nucleotide messenger RNA. It is a transcript of the gene eml2, whose product is annotated as EMAP like 2. The coding region runs from base 143 to 2608 and encodes 821 amino acids. Lineage: Eukaryota; Metazoa; Chordata; Actinopteri; Batrachoidiformes; Batrachoididae. The record is from RefSeq and is a predicted model, not a curated record. Gene Ontology annotation, cellular component: mitotic spindle. Gene Ontology annotation, biological process: microtubule cytoskeleton organization. The transcript has 22 exons. Gene Ontology annotation, molecular function: microtubule binding.
AGAGAGAUAGGCGAGUGAGUGAGGCAGGUAAAGAUGUGCGUUUGUUUAUGAAUGAGGGAAAAGCAGAGGGGUGGCGAAGAUAGGAGGAAAAAGGACGGUACGGAGAGUGUGAGAGGAGAGAAGGACAGACAGAAAGGACAGGAUGUCGGAGCGGGUCGCCUCGUGCGGGAGUCUGUGUGACAGCAGCACCAACCUGCUGCUGCAGUACUGCAACAACGAUGACACUGUGUCUGCAAGCAGUAACAUGGACAUUGAAGACCGCGUCUCCCACCUAGAGCAGAGACUUCAGCUGCAAGAGGACGAGAUCCAGCUGCUGAAGUCUGCUCUGGCUGACGCCCUACGCCGACUGGGGUACUGUGAGGAGCAGAGCCUGGGGACCCAACCCAGAGGCACCCAUGCUGCUGGCAGAAGAUACGUUGGGACUACAGCCGCAGCUCCACCCAUCAAGGGUAAGAAAGUGCGCCAGCUCCUCCAGGCACUUCCCUCCAAACCUCUGAGUAAUGGUUAUGUUCAACAGAAACGCCUCCUUUCCUCUCCAUCCUCCCCAAAGAAAGAUGUGCUGCAGUCCAUUAAGAGGAAAAGUAUGUCAACAGAACGCCUCACACUGUUGAGAAGAGAAGCUGGAGGUGAGAGUCGGAGUCGAACUGUCUCCUCCUGCAGCUCCUCUGGAGGCAAACGUAAAUCGAAAGAAUGUACCUUCAAUUCAGAGGAUGGGUAUGUGAGGAUGUUCCUCCGUGGUCGCCCAAUCACCAUGCACAUCCCUGAUGCACAGAGGGAGAGCUACAGUCUUGACCACAAGGUGCCGAUGCCUGACCACAAACUCAAACUGCAGUGGGUGUAUGGCUACCGUGGUCGUGACUGCCGUUCCAACCUCUACCUGCUGCCGACUGGAGAGAUUGUCUAUUUCAACGCUUCUGUGGUGGUGCUAUACAACACAGAGGAGCAGCAGCAGAGACAUUACCUUGGCCAUGACGACGAUGUGAAAUGUCUGAGUGUCCAUCCUGACAUGGUUACCAUAGCAACGGGACAAGUGGCGGGAAACUCCAAAGAUGGGAAGCUGCUGGCUCCUCAUGUCCGUGUCUGGGACUCUGUGAGCCUCAACACAUUACAUGUGAUCGGGAUGGGAGUGUUUGACAGAGCAGUUACCUGUGUGGCCUUCUCCAAGUCGAAUGGCGGCACUUUCCUCUGUGCUGUGGAUGAUGCCAAUGAUCACAUUCUGUCAGUCUGGAACUGGCAGAAGGAGAAGCAACUUGCUGAUGUCAAGUGUUCCAAUGACUCUGUGCUGGGUGCAUUGUUUCAUCCCAUGGAUGCCAACCUGAUUGUCACCUGUGGAAAAUCUCACAUCAACUUCUGGACCAUGGAGGGGAGUACGCUGUCAAAGAGACAGGGUUUGUUUGAGAAACACGAGAAACCAAAGUAUAUUUUAUGUGUGGCGUUUGCUGAGAAUGGAGAUGCCAUCACAGGAGACUCAAGUGGGAACAUCUAUGUGUGGGCCAAAGGUGGUAACCGCAUCAGCCAGGUGGUUUCAGGAGCUCAUGAAGGUGGUAUUUUUUCUGUAUGUGUCCUGAAGGAUGGAACCAUGGUGUCUGGGGGAGGAAAAGACCGCAAAGUGGUGCUGUGGGACCGUGACUAUCAAAAACAAACUGAGAUGGAGGUAGAAGAGUCUUUUGGUCCAGUUCGAGCUCUGACUGAAGGCAAACAAGGACAGCUCUUUGUAGGAACCACGAAGAAUGCAAUCAUCCAAGCCAUAUUCCCUGAUACACUAACUCCAAUUGUACAGGGUCACACUGAUGAACUGUGGGGUCUGGAUGUUCAUCCCUCCAUGGAGCAAUUUGUCAGCUGUUCCCAAGACAGACAGGUUCACCUUUGGGAUGCCAACUCACAUCAGCCUCUCUGGAGCAAGGCCAUUGAAGACCCUGGAAUUUCUGUAGGUUUCCAUCCCAGCGGGGCUGUUCUGGCAGUGGGGACCAUGUCUGGAAGGUGGUUGGUGCUGGACACUGACACCAGAGACCUUGUUUCUAUGCACACAGAUGGUAAUGAGAUCAUUUCCAACGUGAAGUACUCUCCAGAUGGUAACUUCCUUGCUGUUGCAUCUCAUGACAACUUUGUUUACAUCUAUGCUGUGACCGAAAAUGGCCGCAAGUACACUCGUGUCGGAAAAUGCAUCGGUCACUCUAGCUUUGUCACCCAUGUGGACUGGUCAGCAGAUAGCCAGUACCUCAUCACCAACUCAGGAGACUAUGAAAUCCUAUUCUGGGAGGCAUCAAAUGGUAAACAUGUGACCAGUGUGGAUGUUGUGCGUAACCUUGAGUGGUCAACAUCGACCUGCACCCUGAGCUUCAGCACCUUUGGAAUAUGGCCUGAGGGCGCAGACGGCACAGACAUCAACGCCGUUUGCAGGUCACAUGAUGGCUCGUUGCUGGCUUCUGCUGAUGACUUUGGCAAAGUGCACUUGUUCUCCUUCCCGUGCUGUCAACCAAGGGCUCCGAGCUAUGAGUACUGCGGUCACAGCAGUCACGUGACCAGUGUUGCCUUUCUUCAUGACAACAGUCGCCUGAUCUCUACUGGUGGGAAAGACACCAGCAUCCUGCAGUGGGUGGUCGCCUAGGCAACGCAAUUCAACAGUUUUUGCUUUUUGCCAUGAAGAGGAUACAACAGCUUCGUGCUUGACCUGGCACCUUUUCACUGUUUUCCCUCCUACCCACUAGGGGGCAGCACCUUCUCUGUGCCUACUGGGGAAAAAAAUAAAAUCCAUGCAACUCGAUCAACAAAAAGUCACACUGGACGAGAGUGUAAAUUGUUUCUGCUGUCUGUAAUCGAAUGUGAAGCACAUGUUGAAUGUCAGAAAUCAUUUUGAGCUGCUGCAGUGAAACUGAGCACAGCAUUUAAAAUGUAAUAAUAAAAACUCCCAUUAAUGGGAAUUCCACCUAUUUUUACCUCAACACGAGUGUUCUACAUGCUGAACAUUUUCUAGUGCUCGCAACGUUUCCAGCCAGGGACCGUUUCUGUUCAGUAUAUGAAAUCAUUUGAACCUCUUCACAGCUGAUGUGUCGUCAUCAUCACAGUGAAGACUGAAGUGAACGGUUCAGUACUGAUUCUUUCUCAGACAUUCAAUAUCCAUCUGUAGUUGACCUGCAAUUCCUCCAGCAAUAAGUCAGGAUUACAAACCUGCUCCUUUAUUUAGCUUGUGAAAGUCUCCACACAAACACAUCAACUACUUUCACAGUUUGCAUUGAAACACUGUUCUUACACACAGAGACUUACAUGAGACAGUAACAAAUGGUCACAACUGUAACAACAAAAGUACGAUAUAACUUGUUUACAGUUUGCUCAUUCAAAUAAAUCAGCUGAUCUGGUUUCAAUGUUAGAUGAGACUUUGUGCUUCACAUGCUGACUGCAACACGGAAGGUUUGACAGCUUAUCGUACUAAAUAUUUAGAUAUUUUUGUUCAAAAGUUUUUCUUAUUUUUUUCUUCUACACUUGAAUAACAAACAAAAUUAAUCUAAACAGCUGAGAGCUUGUGUGUGUUCACAAUGUUUUAGUUUGGUUUUUGAGUUCAGAUUAAAUUCCUUGUGUUUAUGUAUUUAUCUGCAUCUUUGUCGUGAAUUUUAAUUUAAUUUUAGAAUUAAAUGCUGGCUGGACACAUCCAGGGAAGGCUUACUGAAAAAAUGUAACAUUAGAAAGGUAUUUACUUUUUUUAUUUUUUUUUAAUAUAUCCCAUUUUGUUCUUGCUAUUGUAUCACUGUUAAAACACACAUUACACCGCAGCAUAAUACAUUUUACUUCAGAAAAACAGCAGUACAUUUUGUCAUCUCUUGCUGCCAUAAUCACAAAAAUGGAAUGACUGCACUAUGGUGAAAUGACCUUCUAGUUUAUUCCACUUUUCUUUUUAUUUCAGCUGUUGUGCAGAAAUAAAUGAAAAAGCUGAUAAUAGUUUAAAAAAAGAAACCCUGUCUGAGUUUCACAAAUGACAGCUUUGAAUUGUAAUAAAUUAAAACAUGUUUACUUCUAUAAUCCCAAUGCAGUGCUUUUACUUGAACUUCUCAUGUGAUAUUGGACACCAGAAUGGUUGUGGUUCUGAACCUCUGGGUGACUGACUGCAUAUACAUUGUUAAAAUGGAUGGUGUUCCCCUUUAAUGACUUUAUCAAAGAUUGUAUUAAAGAUUGUGAACUGUGCAAAGUUUGCCCCGUCAUUUGAACUCCUCACCAGACUGCUGUAUUUCUGAUUGUACUCAUACUGUAACUGUAUGUGGCCACUGAACACUAGAUGGCGGUAUAAUGCCAAUGAAUGCAUGAACAUGAAGCUGUUCCUCCCAUAAAUGCUCGUAUUACAAAGAUCUGCAGAUUAAAUCUAUAAUCAGUAUAUCUGAGUGGCUGUUUAAAUAUUUGAAGGCAGAUGAUGGAUGUUAUUCUUGUGGAAGUUUUAGCGAUUGACUGGAGGCGUCUCUCGAUUGCUGUUCUGUAGAAGUAAGUUUGAGCUGUGCUUUGCCUUCUGCUUUAUUAAACUUUUUCCCAAAUAUGA